UAGUAACACUCAUAUAAACUGUAUUAGUUGUUAAUUUGUUGUGAGGCCACCCUUUUUUGGAUAGACAUUCUGGCAACGGUACAUCUCAUUAAUUAACACCCCCUCUAAUUAGUGCUCAAUUAUGGAUUAAUACCUGAAUUAAGUGAUUUAAGUGGUGUAUUAUCUAUUAACAAUUAAUUAAAUUAAAUUAAUUGAUCGAUCUGAAAAGUAAACGACGCGACGGAAUGACAAUUUUAUUAACAAUUAUUAACACAAUCAAAAUUCAAAAUCUGUGUGUUAUGUUUUGUGUGUUGAAGUGAAUUAAUAAUUCAAGUGAAAAAUAUGGAUAUAAAACAGUGAGACUUAAUUUUUUUUGAUAUUUAAUUUUGUUUUUUUUUUUAUGUUUUUUUUUGUAAACCAAAGAAAAUAUUUUGUUUGUGUUUUUUGUGUGGGGUCAAAGUGAACUAAAUCAUGAUGCCACUCGCACCCACACCAAUUGUGGCUGUACCAUCAAAACCAAAAAUUGGAUUUUCAAUUGACUCAAUUGUGGGUGGAACAUCAUCACCCCAACCAUCACCUGUUAAUUAUUCUGAAAGUAGUGCUCCAAUAUCACCAAAUAGUGAUCAUAGUAGUGCGGAAAAUCAUACAUUAGUUCCAAAUACAAGACAACAAAGUGAUAUCCACCGAAACCAUGAACGAUUUUCACCAAAUAAUAAUAAUAAUAACAAUAGUGCAGGUAGACAUUCGCCCUUACAAAAUUCCUCAAUUCCAACAUCACUUACCUCAUCCACAUCACCAAAUGCAACCCAUCAUAAUCGAUCGAAUGGUUCACCAUCACCUAAACCACCAAUAAUGGUGCCUGGUAUACCAGCACAUUCAUUGAUACGACCAAAUCCUACAUAUGAUCCCAGUUUAAUGCCAAAAUUACAACCGGAAAUGAUGCAUAAUCAUGGUUCAUCGCACCCUUUUGCAAUUGCUGCACAUUUCCAAAGUGCUGCAUUGGCGGCAGCGCUAUCAAAUAGUCAACAUGGUUUUCCACCACAUGGACAACCUGGUGGUCCAUUGGGUGCACAUCAUACACCACCAAGAGAUAGUUAUCCAUUGUAUCCAUGGUUAUUAUCACGGCAUGGUCGAAUAUUUCCACAUAGAUUUCCUGGAGGACCUGACAUUCCUGGAUUCUUAUUACAACCAUUUAGAAAACCAAAGCGAAUACGAACUGCAUUCUCACCAUCACAAUUAUUAAAAUUAGAACAUGCAUUCGAAAAAAAUCAUUAUGUUGUUGGUGCGGAACGGAAACAGCUUGCUCAAUCAUUGUCAUUAACAGAAACACAGGUGAAAGUAUGGUUUCAAAAUCGAAGAACAAAACAUAAACGUAUGCAACAAGAAGAAGAAGCCAAAUCACAACAAGGUGGUAGUAAAUCUGGUUCAGGAUCAAACAACGAUGGAAUGCAAACAAAAUGGAAACAAGAACCAAGUGAUGGUAAUGAUUCACAAUAUGGUGAAUAUAUUGAUAUGGACAUGGAUGAUGAUUGUUUAAGUGAUGUAGAAAGUGAUACGUGAAACACCUCUAA
Molecule: messenger RNA, 1550 nt
Organism: Chrysoperla carnea
Lineage: Eukaryota; Metazoa; Arthropoda; Insecta; Neuroptera; Chrysopidae
Product: homeotic protein empty spiracles-like
Exons: 3
Coding region: 451-1539 (362 amino acids)
Biological process (GO): neuron differentiation; regulation of DNA-templated transcription; central nervous system development
Molecular function (GO): DNA binding; DNA-binding transcription factor activity, RNA polymerase II-specific
Source: RefSeq, a predicted model, not a curated record